This is a messenger RNA of Varanus komodoensis (Komodo dragon), 1056 nucleotides long. RefSeq names its product serine protease 27-like. Gene Ontology annotation, molecular function: serine-type endopeptidase activity. The record is from RefSeq and is a predicted model, not a curated record. The transcript is spliced from 6 exons. Bases 1 to 1056 code for a protein of 351 amino acids. Gene Ontology annotation, biological process: proteolysis. NCBI's taxonomy places the organism in Eukaryota, Metazoa, Chordata, Lepidosauria, Squamata, Varanidae.
AUGUCUUUGACGGCCAGUGAAAAGCCGACUGUGAGGGGCAUCCCCACUUUACUGGAACCAAAAGGACCCAGGUUGGAUCGUGCUGCUAUCACUUCUGAUCAUGUCCUGAAGCAUCAGGUGACCCAGAGUUCUCAUCUGACCCGUUCCCGUUAUGUGUGUGGACGACGGACUGCUGUGAACAGGAAUGUUGGGGGUGAGGACUCAGUGGAAGGAGAAUGGCCAUGGCAGGUCAGUGUGAGGAAGAUGGGCAAGCAUAUAUGUGGAGGGGCUCUCAUCACAGACGAGUGGGUUGUGACAGCGGCACAUUGUUUCCGACCAGAUGACAAUCCCUUCCAGUAUAGCAUGAUGCUGGGGGCCAACAAACUGGAGAACUCCUGGCUCCACAAGCAAUCCGUGGGGGUUGGAGAAAUCAUCAGGAACCCCCGGUAUUCAGGGGAGGCCACGAGUGGAGACAUUGCCCUGGUGCGGCUGGCUCACCCAGUGAGAUUCACCAAGUACAUCAUUCCAAUUUGUGUGCCUGCAGCUAAUGUGGAGUUUCCCCCAGGCAUGAUGUGCUGGGUCACUGGCUGGGGGGAUAUCAGUGAAGGACAGGAUUUACCCUCUCCAAAGAAGCUCCAGAAGCUCCAGGUGCCCAUAAUAGAUACAAAUACCUGCAGAAGACUUUACAGCACUGACAUGGGCCAGAGUCUGCCCCAGAAACAAAUACAAGAUGACAUGAUGUGUGCUGGAUAUGCUGAGGGCAUGAAAGACACGUGCAAGGGUGAUUCUGGUGGUCCGCUGAUGUGCAAGAUGAAACAGGAGUGGCUCUUGGCAGGGAUCGUGAGCUGGGGAGAAGGCUGUGCAGAGAGGAACCGCCCUGGGGUGUACAUCCGCCUUACUUCAUACCAGGACUGGAUUCACAGGAUCAUCCCUAAUCUGGAGUUCAUUGUCUCGGGCAGGUGGAACCAGAAGAUCCAAAGUCAAGGCACUAGUGGUGCCAAUGGGAAGGGACAGGACUUCUUUGUCACUGCUCUGCUGCAGCUCUUGGUGUGGACGCUGUGUCAUAUCUUGGAGUAG